Molecule: messenger RNA, 2319 nt
Organism: Blastomyces gilchristii SLH14081
Lineage: Eukaryota; Fungi; Ascomycota; Eurotiomycetes; Onygenales; Ajellomycetaceae
Product: protein disulfide-isomerase
Exons: 3
Coding region: 193-1650 (485 amino acids)
Biological process (GO): response to endoplasmic reticulum stress
Cellular component (GO): endoplasmic reticulum lumen
Molecular function (GO): protein disulfide isomerase activity; protein-disulfide reductase activity
Source: RefSeq, a predicted model, not a curated record
CGCAAAACGACAAGGUGGUCAGGACGACAAGGUGGUCAGGACGGAGUGCAGCUAUAAAGAUCCCUUUAACUCCUAGCUCUCUCUGUCUCUGGUGAACCUUAUUGGAAUGCACUUUGUAUUAUUGUUCUUUAUGAGUACCUCACUCUUCAAGCUAGACCUAACUACUGUGUGCUUCUGAUAUUGAGCUCCACCAUGUUCAAAAAGAGCUCCGCCAUCCUGCUAAUUGCAGCAUUUCUGGAGACGCUGCCGUUAAUUGCUAACGGCCUCUAUACCAGGAACUCUCCGGUUCUGCAGGUUGAUGAGAUCAACUAUAACAACCUGAUCGCUAAAUCUAACCAUGCUUCUAUUGUAGAAUUCUAUGCUCCAUGGUGUGGGCACUGCAAGAACCUUAAGCCAGCAUACGAAAAAGUAGCCAAAAGUCUUGAAGGAUUAGUUAAAGUUGCUGCUGUUAAUUGCGAUGACGAUUCGAACAAGCAGUUCUGUCGCCAGAUGGGAGUCAAAGGAUUUCCUACUCUUAAGGUGAUAACGCCGUCGAAGCAUCCAGGAAAGCCGCGAGUCGAUGAUUAUCAGGGGCCCAGAACAGCGAAGGCUAUCGUUGACUACGUUGUGGAGAUGAUACCGAAUCAUAUCAAACGACUUCAGGAUGAAAACAUCGACGGUUGGCUUCAGGAAGCCAAUGACACUGCAAAACUUAUCCUAUUCACGGAGAAAGGCUCCACUAGUGCCCUUCUCCGAUCAUUGGCAAUAGAUUAUCUAGGAUCAAUCAGCAUCGCCCAAAUUCGUAACAAGGAGACAUCAGCGGUGGAAACGUUCGGUGUCAACAAAUUCCCUACGCUUGUACUUCUCCCUGGUGGGACUAAGGAACCCAUAACCUACGAUGGAGAGAUGAAAAAACAACCCAUAUCCGAGUUCCUCAGCCGAGUAGCGAAGCCUAAUCCAGAUCCCGCGCCGACCAAAUCCAAAAAGUCGAAGUCCGACUCUGGUGAUGAUGAUGAUGCCACGACUACAUCCAAAACUACCGAGUCUUCCGAGCCUAGUUCUACAGAUUCUGCUUCCACGCAACCCAAGACCCCUCCCAUACCAACUAUAUCCACAGACUCAAAACUGAGAGAGGCUUGUCUUGCUCCGAAAACAGGAACCUGUGUCCUCGCACUCGUGGCAAUGCCAGAGAAGAUAUCCGCUGAUACCGUGCCUGCACCGGGAACAGUUCAGGCCCUCAACAGCCUUGCUGAGAUCGCCCACAAACACUCGUUGAGGAAAUCACACCUGUUCCCCUUCUAUACCUUGCCGGACGCUGUAAAAGACGUUGGCUUCUUAAGGAGUAAGCUGGAGCUGAAGCAUGAUGUCGCGAUUGAUAUCAUCGCGUUGAAUGUAAAGCGAGGUUGGUGGCGACACUAUGAUGCUGGAGCUGAUGGUGACUGGAGCGUCACUAAACUCGAGGCAUGGAUUGAUGCGAUUCGUAUGGGUGAAGGAGCCAAAACUAAGCUACCCGAGGGUAUCGUACCCGACGAGGAGGAGCAGAAGGAGAAGAAGGAGCCCAGGAAGGAAGCAACCGACAAGCAGCCUGAGAAGGAAACUGAGAAGGAACUCGAGCAGGGAGAGAAGAAUGAAUUCGAAAAGGAAGAACCAACUGGCCACAGCGAACUGUGAUAAUAUAUAACUACACUAAUUCACAGAAUUUUAAUCCUUUCAUACUCCUAACUUGCCUUUGAUAAUUCCCAUUUUAUCUGCCCCAUCUCUGUUUUCUUCAAAUUGUAUGAGUGAUCCGCUUUGCGCUGUGCCGCUCUAUUUUGGUAUUCCCUACCCUGUUGCAUCAUCCGCCAUCCACCUUGUGUUUAGCAGUUAUUCUGUAACAUCAGAAAUUGAUAGGACUUUGUAACAAUAUAUGCUAGUACAGUGGUUACCUGGGUAAUUUUUGGAAGAUGUAGAUUUUCCCCCUCCGUGUUCGUGCGAGCGUCUUGCUGCCAUUUAGCCUCACACGUUCCUCACCUGUCCUGACCCUCCUCACUCUCACCCGCGGCCCGCCUCACUUUCCUCGCCCUCUCCCCACUGCCACCUGCUAAGAUGAAACAUGAUAAAUAUCUCUUCAUUUCUGAUAGGUUUAUAUGAUGGAGCAAUUUCUUUUCAGCUGAUUUGAGAAGUGGAAGAUGCAGUCACCUGUAGUUUCUCACAUCUGAUAUUCCCGGCUCUAUUUCUCUUUUAUGUUUUCAGCUGAAUUUGACUUUGUUUUGUUGUCAAUAUUCAUAUUCUUCUCUCACUUUAUUAUCUUUAUUUUCAUUGUGAAGACUACGUAAUCAAUGAAUAAAAUUUAUAUUAUGA